AACAGAUCAACAUGUCGACAAACCGUGCCUCGGCCGCUAACGGCGCGCAGCCUGCGCCUGAGAAGACUUACUUCGAGCAGCAGCGUGAAAUCCUGGUGGGCGAGAUUGCUCAGAGUCUCGAGCUCGUCCUCCAAAACAUGAACAAACUGAACCGCUCCCUCGAAGAAGUCACCCAAGUCGGCGCCGAGUUCGCGCCUGUGGAAUCGCUGUGGAGUCACUUCGAGAACGUCAUGGCCAAAGACCCGAAUGAGAACCAGGAGGGUGCGCAGGAGGGGCAGACUGAGCAUGAGGAAGCCACAGAAGUGACGGAGCAUCAAAAGUGAGAAGAUGCCGCGUUGACUCGAUGACAGAGUCAUGGUGAUACAGCGCCUGCGAGUGCGGACGUGGAGGUCAGGAAGAACUCGAAGGUUGAUGAAGACACUGGGUUGCAAGUGGUUGCUAAGGACGUCCCAACGGUGUCUGAUAGAGCAGAGACACGGAAGAAGUCGCGGGGGCGGAGAAAGAGACGGAUUCGACUUUCAGAUGAGCUUAUGGGACGCGGAGACUCGAUGGAUGAGGUCGACUCUACCGACGAAGCAGCACAACAGACGUCCGGAGAGGAUGAAUGGGAAGAUUGUUAGAGAAGCAGAAGGUCUGGGUGUGGGGGUCGAUCGCUAAUAUCAUCAGCUUCGCACAAAGCUGAACGGGGAAAGCUGCGUUGUGGCCAACAGCAGUUGGCCGCUGUGUUUGAUAUGGAUAGACCAGGGUCGAGCAAUGUGAUGUGUACACGAGCCUAGGAUCAC
Messenger RNA from Macroventuria anomochaeta, 782 nucleotides. RefSeq lists its product as uncharacterized. Bases 12 to 323 code for a protein of 103 amino acids. NCBI's taxonomy places the organism in Eukaryota, Fungi, Ascomycota, Dothideomycetes, Pleosporales, Didymellaceae. The record is from RefSeq and is a predicted model, not a curated record. The transcript has 2 exons. Gene Ontology annotation, cellular component: mitotic spindle pole body; spindle microtubule; DASH complex.